Molecule: messenger RNA, 1956 nt
Organism: Lasiodiplodia theobromae
Lineage: Eukaryota; Fungi; Ascomycota; Dothideomycetes; Botryosphaeriales; Botryosphaeriaceae
Product: Actin-bundling protein sac6
Exons: 3
Coding region: 1-1956 (651 amino acids)
Biological process (GO): actin filament bundle assembly; actin filament network formation
Cellular component (GO): cytoplasm; actin filament; actin filament bundle
Molecular function (GO): actin filament binding
Source: RefSeq, a predicted model, not a curated record
AUGAACGUCAUCAAGCUGCAGAGGAAGUAUCCUCAGUUCGACCAGUCCGAGAUCUUCGGCCUCACCGACGCCUUCCGCAAGCUCGACGUCGACGACAAGGGCUACCUCGAAGAGGCCGCCGUGAUCAAGGCCACUCAGGCCUCGGAGCGCCAGCCGUACGAUGUCGUCAGACAGGCCCUGAAGGAGGUCGAGCUGGACAGCUCGCGGCGCGUCGAGCUCGAGGACUACGUCGACCUCAUUGCCAAACUGCGCCAAUCAUCCCCCGCCCAGCAGCGCAUGCAGACGGGCCCCACGCGCCCACGAGGCCUCAGCGGCGCCCAGGCCCCGCAAUCGCCCGUCUACGGCCACAAGUCGCAGGGCAGCCACGGCGGCGGCAGGAUACAGGUCCAGGGCUCGUCCGCCAACGUCACCCACACCAUCAACGAGGAUGAGCGCGUCGCCUUCACCAGCCACAUCAAUGCCGUGCUCGCCGGCGAUCCCGACAUUGGCAACCGCCUGCCCUUCCCCACCGACACGUUCGAGAUGUUCGACCAGUGCAGGGACGGCCUGCUGCUGGCCAAGCUGAUCAACGACAGCGUGCCCGACACCAUUGACGAGCGUGUCCUCAACCGCCCGGGCAAGAAGAUUUCCAAGCUCAAUGCUUUCCACAUGACCGAGAACAACAACAUUGUCAUCGAGUCGGCCAAGGGUAUCGGAUGCUCCGUCGUCAACAUCGGCAGCCAGGACAUCGCCGAGGUCCGCGAGCACCUGAUCCUCGGUCUGAUCUGGCAGAUCAUUCGCCGCGGUCUGCUGGGCAAGAUCGACAUCAAGCUCCACCCCGAGCUGUACAGACUGCUGGAGGAGGACGAGACCCUGGAGCAGUUCCUGCGCCUGCCUCCGGAGCAGAUUCUGCUCCGCUGGUUCAACUACCACUUGAAGAACGCAAAGUGGCACCGCACCGUGUCCAACUUCUCCACCGACGUCAAGGACGGCGAGAACUACACCGUUUUGCUGAACCAGCUGAAGCCCGACAUUUGCUCUCGCGCUCCUCUGCAGACCCCCGAUCUCCUCCAGCGUGCCGAACAGGUCCUCGACAACGCCGACAAGCUCGACUGCCGCAAGUUCCUGACGCCCUCGUCCCUCGUCGCCGGAAACCCCAAGCUAAACCUGGCCUUCGUCGCCAACCUCUUCAAUACGCACCCCGGCCUCGAUGCCAUCACCGAGGAGGAGAAGGCCGAGAUUGAGGACUUUGAUGCCGAGGGCGAGCGCGAAGCCCGCGUCUUCACCCUCUGGCUCAACUCGCUCGACGUCCAGCCGAGCGUCCAGAGCUUCUUCGACGAUCUCCGCGACGGCCGCAUCAUCCUGCAGGCCUACGACAAGGUCAUCCCUGGAAGUGUCAACUGGCGCCACGUCAACAAGCUGCCUCCCAGCGGCGGCGAGAUGAUGCGUUUCAAGGCCGUCGAGAACACCAACUACGCCGUGGAGCUCGGCAAGCACGUCGGAUUCAGCUUGGUUGGAAUCCAGGGUGCCGACAUCACCGACGGCCAGCGUACUCUCACUCUGGGUUUGGUGUGGCAGCUGAUGCGCAGGGACAUUGUCAACACCAUUGGCACUCUGGCACAGCGCUUGGGCAAGCGUGAGAUUACGGAUUCAGACAUGGUCAAGUGGGCCAACGACAUGUCCCGCGCCGGAGGCAAGACCAGCUCCAUCCGCUCCUUCAAGGAUUCGUCGCUGUCCAACGCCGUCUUCCUACUCGACGUUCUCAACGGAAUGAAGAGUUCUUACGUCGACUACGACCUCGUCGCUCCUGGCCGCACCGAGGACGAGGCCUACGCCAACGCCAAGCUGGCCAUCAGUAUCGCGCGUAAGAUGGGCGCCACCAUUUGGCUCGUUCCCGAGGAUAUUUGCUCCGUGCGCAGCCGUCUCAUUACGACUUUCAUCGGUAGCUUGAUGGCGACGCACGAGAAGAUGCAUUGA